AUGAACGAAGGAGAUGUUACAAAGUUUGUUAAUAAUGCUAGAAAAACGUUGACCGAUGCUCAACUUUUAUGUUCAAGUGCUAAUUUAAGGAUCGUAGAUAUUAAAAAAAAAUUGUCGUCUUGGCAGUUGAGUAUUUCAAAGCUCAAUUUUCUAAUUGUUGGCCUCAGACAGCAAGGAAAGUUUCUUUAUGCUAUUUUAAGGGAAGGUAUUGGGAAGAAGCUAAUUCAGAAACAAUGGAAUCAAGUUAUCCUAGUGGUCCUGGUUGAUGAGAUGAAUUACUGGCAACACGAAAUCACUUCUAAAGUAAAAAGGUUGGAUGGUAUAGUAAACGAGUUAAUCAUGACAGAUAAAGAUAAUACAGAUCCCUCCAAAUUAGGGGACUACAUCUCGAGGGACAACGUUGACUUAUUGCAUGACAAACUGAAGGAGGUACCAGUGAUUCAGCGUCAAAUUGAAAACAUUAAGCUUCAAUACGAGAAUAUGGUUAGGAAAGUUAACAAGGAGCUGAUCGAUACCAAAUUAACGGGCAUAACCCAAAGAUUCCAAAGUAAAUUUGGCAUAGAUAAGCUGAUGGAAACAAAUGUGGCAGAGCAGUUCAGCAAGGAACUGACGGAUCUUGAAAAAGAUUUAGCGGAAAUAAUGAAUUCAUUGACACAGCAUUUUGACAAGACACUACUGUUACAAGACAAAAAAAUUGAUAACGAAGAACGUGAGGACUUGUUUAAGGUGGUACAAGGUGACGAUCAAGAAUUAUACAACAUAUCUAAAACCCUGCAUGAGAUAAUUGACGAUGUGGACAAAUCAAUACUCAACUUGGGUCAAUUCUUACAAACAAAAAUAAACGAAAAGACUGAAAUACACAGCGAAGUUUCUGAAAUAAUAGAUGAUUUCAAUCGAAAUCUAGAAUAUUUAUUAAUCUUUAAAGAUAUUUCCAAUCUCAUUGACACCUUCAAGAAUUCCUGUAGACAAGAUAUUCAAACAACAAAGGAACUUUGUGAAUUUUAUGAUAAUUUUGAAGAGAGCUACGGUAAUUUGGUUCUGGAAGCAAAGCGGAGAAAGGAAGUGGCAAACAGGAUGAAAACUAUCUUGAAAGAUUGCGAAAAACAAUUACAGAAUUUGGAUGCCCAAGACCAGGAAGAACGUCAGAAUUUUAUAGCGGAAAACGGAACUUACCUUCCUGAGACAAUCUGGCCCAGUAAAAUUGACGAUUUUUCUUCCUUAUACACACUAAAUUACGACGUUAAGGAUCCUUAG
Molecule: messenger RNA, 1254 nt
Organism: Saccharomyces paradoxus
Lineage: Eukaryota; Fungi; Ascomycota; Saccharomycetes; Saccharomycetales; Saccharomycetaceae
Gene: ATG17
Product: protein kinase regulatory subunit ATG17
Exons: 1
Coding region: 1-1254 (417 amino acids)
Biological process (GO): piecemeal microautophagy of the nucleus; autophagy of peroxisome; autophagy of mitochondrion
Cellular component (GO): phagophore assembly site; Atg1/ULK1 kinase complex
Molecular function (GO): molecular adaptor activity; protein kinase activator activity
Source: RefSeq, a predicted model, not a curated record